Messenger RNA from Aspergillus pseudonomiae, 2044 nucleotides. Its product is annotated as basic helix-loop-helix domain-containing protein. Bases 399 to 1895 code for a protein of 498 amino acids. Gene Ontology annotation, molecular function: protein dimerization activity; RNA polymerase II cis-regulatory region sequence-specific DNA binding; DNA-binding transcription factor activity, RNA polymerase II-specific. Lineage: Eukaryota; Fungi; Ascomycota; Eurotiomycetes; Eurotiales; Aspergillaceae. Gene Ontology annotation, biological process: regulation of transcription by RNA polymerase II. The transcript has 3 exons. The record is from RefSeq and is a predicted model, not a curated record.
GCCUUCGACUCAUACUUUCCACCACGCCCUCGUUCUUCCGUGAUUUGGCAGCAGCCAUCCCUUGCGUCGCCGUGAAUACCGCCCGCUCUUCCUUUCAAUCAUAUCCUUACUUGUUUAAGGGGCUUCUCGGCAUACUUCCAUAUAUCCUUGAUUUCUAUUAGCCGACGCCCAGAUUUCCGUUUGUGACUAGGCCCAAUUACUCGAAGAUCACUGAACAUUGAAAUCCAUCGAACUCGAUCAUAUUCGCCCUCAACGCCCUACUAUCCUCAGUCUGUGUGCGAAUCCGCCCGAAGAGAAUCAUUUUCGAACCCAUCGCGUCACUCAAGGGUGGAGUUGGUUUUCCUGUCCUGCACUGAACUCCGGACAUUUCAGAUCUUGGAUCUGACCACAAGCAUUUCAUGAUGUCGCACGCCGGCUAUUCGAUGCCCAAUCAAUACGGCGGCACCAAUGACGGUGUUGACCCCUCCGAACUGACCAUGCACAACAGUGGAUUCAUGCCAUAUAACUUUGGAUCCCAAAGCUUCAACUUCGGCGGCAACUCUGGAAUUGACACGGAUGAGUUGCUCGACUUGGAGAUUAAUGGACAGAAUGGCAUCCAGCGCGCUGAUAGCAUGAACUUCCUCCAGGAUCAGCACUCGAGCGCUGGGAUUUCGAUGAGUCACCCGAAUCAGAUGUCCCAGAUGUAUUCAAACACACCGGAUGGGGCUCCGAUGCAUAGCCCCUUCUUGCAUAACAGUUUCAAUUAUGACCACUUCCGAGCCAUGAAUCAGCAACAGCCGGGUGCGCAUAUGCAAAAUGCCGGCUCCCAUUUUGAGCAGAACUACAUCAAUACCAAGGGACGGCCCACUCUGCAGACCAUGGACCGUUCCGCGGAUGGCCGUAGCCCCAUGACACCGAAGACUCCUGCCUUGGCCGGUUUAACCCUGGGAACACCAGAGUCGGGCAGUUUCCCAACUGCGCAGCCCAUCAGGACUGGGUUGCACCCUCGACACCAAAAGACUCUUUCGAACCAGUGGGACGGAACCCCCGGAAGUGCUCAUUCAUUCGGAGUUGAAUCUCCCAUCUCAUCUCCUCCCAAUCCCCACCAUGUUGGAAUCUCCGAGAUCCUGAAAUCGGGCAAGCAUGCUUCCUUGCCGGCCAAGGUUGAUACACACAUGCCCGGAACUGCCCAGGAUUUGGAGUCACAGGAAGCCAAGCGACGUCGUCGGAGGGCCUCACAUAACCUGGUUGAGCGUCGCCGACGCGACAACAUCAACGAACGCAUCCAGGACCUGUCCCAUCUUGUUCCCCAGCAUCGGCUAGAGGAUGACAAAGUCCGGAAGCAACUUGUUAACAACACCGCCAUGUCUAGCACUGGAGCCAGCUCCAACGCAGCCACGUCAUUGUUGGCUGGUGGCAACGGUCGUCGCGCAGCUGGCAACAUUACCAUGGGGUUGCCGAUCGAGGAAAAGGAAAAGGGCCCGAACAAAGGCGACAUUCUGAACGGGGCCGUCGGCUGGAUGCGAGACCUCAUGUGGUCGCUCCAUGUGAAACUCCAACAGGAAGCCGAACUGGCGGAGUUGAUCAGCAGCCUGGGAGGCACUUGGCCUUUUGAGCAAACCGAAGAAGAGAAGCGCAUGCGCACGGAGAUCCUGGAUGCGCUGGAGAAGAAUGACCCCAGUUCGUUCAGCUACAGCCGGGCCCCGGGCAGUGGGCUGCGAGUGCCGAAGCAUACCAAUAUGGCCGGAGACCCUGUCGCGUCCAAUGGCGGGCUGAGUCCACAGAACUUGAGCCCCUCGUUCAACAGCGGGGCUAGUAGCAACAGUGGGACCGGCCAGGCCCAGUACUGGAGCAGCUCCGGCCACGCGGGGAUGAGCUUCAAGGAGGAAGAUGAGUACGCCAUGGAAAUGAACUAGACAUCUCCGAUGGUGUUGUGCCCAUCCGGGGUUCUAUGAGUGCAUGCCAUGCAUGACCCUAUUGCAUACACGGCGUCAUAUGGAGGGAGCGAUCCGGCGUACGCGGAAGUCUUGACAUACCCAGACUAAUUUUUCUGAUUCACUCACCC